AUUUUUAUAUUGAGAUGGCGCUCCAUAACAUAAAUCAUAACAAUGGCAACCAUAAGAUAAAAGUAAAAUAGCUAAACUAAUAUUCAUUUCGUUAAUAUGAAGGAUAUAAUUGCUGAAUCAGAAAAUAAAAUAGAAUGCACCUUUAAUUUGGCUGUUGAGCUUGUCAAGUCUCUUCCUCAAAAAGGUUCAUUUCAGCCUUCUCAUAGUGAUGCUGCUAAGAUUUACAGUUAUUUUAAGCAAGCAAAGUUUGGUCCUUGCACUUUGCCUCGUCCCGGAUUUUGGGAACCAGUAAAUUAUGCAAAAUGGAAUGCAUGGUCACAACUUGGCAACUUACCACGAGAAAAAGCAAUGGAAGAGUAUAUAAAUAAAAUCAAGGAGAUUUCUACUCGUUUCAUGGAAACAAAAGAAUUUGAAGAACAAGCUGAACAAUAUUAUGAUCUUCUGAUCCCAUUCUGUCAAGCCACAAACAUAACAAUGACUCCAAAACUUAUAAGUAUUUUAAAAAAAGAAGAAAAUAAAAAACUUGGAGAUAAACUAAACAAUGGUUUAAAUAGUUCUGGUUACACUUUAAUGACUAAUGGAAAUCAUAAUGGUGUUAAAGUACAUGAAAAUAGCUUUCAUGAAAACACUCAAUUACCUUCAGUGAUUAUUGAUAAUGAUGUGAAAGAUAAUACUGUCGACAAUCAAACCAAGGAGAAUGUUGUUAAGGAUGAGUUACGUGAUAGUUUUGAUGUAGAAGACAUUAACAAAGAAGUUGUAGAGAGUGAUGAUGAAAUAUAUUGUGACUCAUUAGAUCCUGACCAACUUCUUGCUGUUUGUUCUAAGAAAGAAAUUGGCGGUGAUUUGACUGAUCUUACUAAAAUUUCAGUGUUAGAACAUAAAGAAAAUGAGAUAAACUUAAAAGACAAAAUCACAAGUACAAAAAAUGACAUUUCAAAUCAAACUUUUAGGGGAAAAAAAUCUAGUAAUUUUGAAUGUAUAAACAAUGAAAGUUCUUGUCAUUUUUUAAAUAACACCAUGAAAGUAAAAAAUAAUAAAAAUCAAAACUGUGAAAAUAAUAAUAGCAGAUAUAGACACGUAAAAUCACAUUCACGCACACACAGAGGAAACUCUAAGCCAAACUGUUCAACCUAUUCAAAUAAUACAAAUGGUGCAGUUAAUUAUAUUUCAACUCAUCAAAGUCCAAUAGUAACAGGUCAAAUUUCAUUGCAAAGAUCACAAACAGUUAGAGAUAGGUCAAGUUCUGAUCACAGUGAUUCCAGUAGUAGUGAGAGUUCUUUUACUUCUUGCAGCAGUGAUGAUAGUUUAGGCUUGAAAAUCGUUCAAGCUUUGGAAAGAAUGGAAACAAAUUUGCUUAUUGUUGUUAACAGAUUGGAUUCGAUUGAGCGUUCACUAAAAGCUAUCCAGGAUUCCAGUUUGUUCUGGCAAAAAUAUAUUCCAUCCAAGUUUAUGGUUGCAUGGAUGCUAUGGCCUGUUUUAGUAAAUCUUUUUUUUCUAUGGCUUCGGAAAAGGAAAUUACGAAACCCUCGAUGACAAAAUAAAAUAAAAAAAAAAAAAGAAAGUUAAACUUAAACAAAAAUCACUUGAAGCAAUUUACAGUUGGAAAUGAUGACAUUUAAAACAUUGAAGUUAAUCCCCCCAUUAAUUUAUUCAGAAAUAAUGAUUUUUUUAAAUUUUGUAAGUUAACUUUUUUAUUAAUUCCAAAUGUUGUAUUUGUA
Messenger RNA from Hydra vulgaris (swiftwater hydra), 1718 nucleotides. Its product is annotated as acyl-CoA-binding domain-containing protein 5A. Lineage: Eukaryota; Metazoa; Cnidaria; Hydrozoa; Anthoathecata; Hydridae. Gene Ontology annotation, molecular function: fatty-acyl-CoA binding. Gene Ontology annotation, biological process: fatty acid metabolic process. Gene Ontology annotation, cellular component: cytoplasm. The record is from RefSeq and is a predicted model, not a curated record.